AUGGUAAAAUCACCAUCUUCCAUCAGUGCUUCAAUGUUAAAGAAUGCAAGCAGUGCUUCAAUAUCAAACAACCAAAGCAUUAGUACAUUUGGAUCAAUGCUUCGUAGAAAUAAGAUAAUGAAGUGUUUUUGCCAAGAUGAAAGUGUUCUUCGUAUUGUUACUGAUUUAAACAAUAUCAACUAUGGAAGAAAAUUGUUAGGUUGUAGAAUUUACAUGAAUCGCAUGGAUAAGGGUUGUAAUUUAUUCAAGUGGUUAGGAGAUGAAUUUGUUAAUGAAAUGGAUUUGAAUCUUGAAAGACAAAAGAAGAAAAUUAACAAACGGAAGAAUGAGGUUAUCCACACUAGAGGAUGGUUGAAAAUAUCCAUUGUGAUUGGGAUAUUGAGCUUAGAGUUUAACCUUUUGUUUGUAACAAUGUAUUUUAAUUAG
Molecule: messenger RNA, 426 nt
Organism: Lathyrus oleraceus (garden pea)
Lineage: Eukaryota; Viridiplantae; Streptophyta; Magnoliopsida; Fabales; Fabaceae
Exons: 1
Coding region: 1-426 (141 amino acids)
Molecular function (GO): zinc ion binding
Source: RefSeq, a predicted model, not a curated record